GGAAAGGGGGAGGGAAAGGCAAACAAAGCGGGGAGCCGCGGCUGAAGCCGGGCAUACUGCAGGACGGGGGCGACCGACGUCCCCCAACCCCUCCCGCCGUAGCGGAGGGACUUCCCCGGGUGGCUUCUGCUCGCUGCCGCCCGCGACCGGGGUUUGGUGGCCGGCCCCGAGCAGGCGCGCAGCCCCUUGCAGCCCCCUGCCUCCCUACUGUAGACGGGAUGAGGUUUUAUAUUGGAAAUGAGGAGGCAGGGGGAGGAGAAGGCGCUCACACGGAGCGAUGAGUGUGCGGUGUCAAUCAGAGGGGUUUUGUGUCUCCUUGACUCCUGAUGGUCCGUGGCUGAGGUGUCCCGGGUGGCACCACAAUGAAUAUGAAUAGGGGUCCUUGCUAAAUGGGACAGUCAAAGCGCACCGCCCUGAAUAAUGGCACGUCAUCCUAACUAGACCAUUAUACAUAGGAGGGCUCCUUUUGUCUCUGCUCUCUGCUGCAGCUCUAUAAAAGCCCCUCUUUUUCAGGCUGAGGUUAGUCCAAGCAUACACUAACUAGCCAUCCUGUAUACAGGCUGAGUAACCGGGUGGAGCGAGAGAGAGGAGACAUUGGAGAGAGAGGGAGCUGAGGGGCUUUUUCCCUCUUCCUCCAGCAUUUCCAGCCCUUCACUGGCAGACCCUGCCGUCCAUUUAUUUCUUUUUCGUUUUGUUUUUGUUGCUUUUUGAAGAAGAGUUGUCUUGUUCCGCCACCUCCAGAGCAGGGAAGAGUUUCUUGCUCAGAAGCCUGAAUACAAUGAAUUCUGACUCCAGCUCUGUCUCCAGCAGAGCUUCCUCGCCAGACAUGGAUGAGAUGUACCUGAGAGACCACCACCACCACCACCACCAUCACCACCACCAAGACAGCCGGCUCAACUCUGUCUCCUCCACCCAGAACGAUCUGGUGCAGAAGAUGUCCGGGGAAGGCCUCACCAGGAACGGUUCCAAGGCCGGAGGGGAAGGCAGCAAGUACAAAAUCAAGAAGCAGCUUUCGGAGCAGGACCUGCAGCAGCUGAGGCUGAAGAUCAAUGGCCGGGAGCGUAAGAGGAUGCACGACCUCAACCUCGCCAUGGACGGACUGCGGGAGGUGAUGCCCUACGCUCAUGGACCUUCUGUGAGAAAACUCUCCAAAAUCGCCACCCUCCUGCUAGCCAGAAACUAUAUUCUGAUGCUCACCAGCUCCCUGGAGGAGAUGAAGAGGCUAGUUGGGGAAAUCUACGGGGGACACCACUCGGCCUUUCACUGCGGCACGGUGGGACACUCUGCCGGGCACCCGCCCCACGCCGCCGGCACUGUGCACCAGGUGCACCCCAUCCUCGGCAGUGCCUUGUCCUCCGCCAACACCUCCUCCUCGCUCUCCGCCUCCCUGCCGGCCAUCGGCACCAUCCGACCCCCACACUCCCUGCUCAAGACCCCCUCGACACCCCCCGCCCUGCAGCUCGGCAGCGGUUUCCAGCACUGGGCGGGCUUGCCGUGCCCCUGCACCAUCUGCCAGAUGCCUCCCCCGCCCCACCUCUCGGCCCUCACCGCCUCCAACAUGGCCAGGAUCUCGGGGGAGACCAAGGACCUCCUGAAGUGACUCGGCGGGGCUCCCCCGGCCGCUGGGGCUGCGUCGCAGCCGGCGCUCCCACGGACGGAGAGGGGGCUGCGGCCGGUCCCCCCCGGGCCGCCGACGGACCUGCCCCCGCUGCCCCCGCCCGCCAAGCCCCUGUAACAUGGGAUUAGUGUAGUAAGGACCUUGCAAAGGUAAUGUUCUACCCGGCUCCGCGGGCGAUGUUUUCUUAUUAUACUAAACUGGAAAAAAAGUCCCUGUUGUAAACAGAAUGAUAAUAAUAAUAAUAAUAAUGAUAAUAAUAAUAAUAAUGCCGCUGAUGGUAAUCACGUGUAAAUGAUUCCUUAAAAUGUAUGUAAAAGGAAAAAAAAAAAAAAAAGACAUGGUUGUCAUUGUAGUGUUCACAGCUACCAAGAGACGAUGAAAUCGGUUUGGGGCUUUUUUCCCUUUUUUUCCUGGGCUUUUCCUUUCUUUCCCUUCGCACGGCGACACCUCCGAAAUUUCCCGCUCCAAACCUGACUGCGGCAGCGCAGCGGCAGCCCAAGGUAGACCAGAGAGUGCAUGCAUGCUUUCCACCCCAGCUUGUCACCCGUGGGGACCGACCACAGGCGGCUCCCCUGGCAACAGGGACUUCCGAGGGAAUUCACUAAAGUUUUCGAGUGUGGUUUAUGGCUUGGGGUUUUUGUGGUUUGGUGGGGUUUUUUUGGUUUGUUUGCUUUGUUUUUACAGAUUUGGUUGUGAUGCGGUUUUGUUUGCGGUAGUUUUUCUUCUUCACUCUGUGAAGAAAAAAGAAAAAAAUAAAUAAACCAAAAAGAGGAAAAUCGUGCAAAACAUAGCACAACCCUCCUGCGGAUCUGUUUUGUCAAAUCUCCCAUCUCCUGCUCUCAAUGAAGUGUCCUGGUUCAGCUGGCUGGCGUACUUAUUUCUAUUGGCUUUGAGUUUAUUCGUGUUUGCUGUUUUUUUUUUUUUUUUUUUUAAUUUGAAAAAAAUUUUUAACAUUUUAUUUUUUUUCCCUUUGCGGUGGUUUGGGUUUGCAUGCGGGGUCAGCUCCUGCCAGAUUCGUGAUUUGAUAACUAAAUCGGAAGCUUUGUUGCUGUUUAUUUCCUUUUCGAUAUAUUUUCCUGGGAGUUUGCUUGAAAUGAUGUUAUUAUUCAUUUCGUUCGUUUGUUUGUUUGUUUUCGGUUGGGGCCUCAAAGACACCACCAUGUCUUUAUUUUUUAUAUAUUCUUGAUAAUAACUAUCGAUAUAUUUAUUAUUGACCAGUGUUUCUGGAUGAGAUUUCCAAAUAAAGUAAAAAAUUAA
This is a messenger RNA of Corvus hawaiiensis (hawaiian crow), 2875 nucleotides long. It is a transcript of the gene OLIG3, whose product is annotated as oligodendrocyte transcription factor 3. The coding region runs from base 779 to 1600 and encodes 273 amino acids. The transcript has a single exon. Gene Ontology annotation, molecular function: protein dimerization activity. Lineage: Eukaryota; Metazoa; Chordata; Aves; Passeriformes; Corvidae. The record is from RefSeq and is a predicted model, not a curated record.